Molecule: messenger RNA, 1548 nt
Organism: Trichoderma gamsii
Lineage: Eukaryota; Fungi; Ascomycota; Sordariomycetes; Hypocreales; Hypocreaceae
Exons: 2
Coding region: 1-1548 (515 amino acids)
Biological process (GO): ribosomal large subunit biogenesis
Cellular component (GO): preribosome, large subunit precursor
Molecular function (GO): nucleic acid binding; zinc ion binding
Source: RefSeq, a predicted model, not a curated record
AUGGCGAGCGUCCAGUCCGCCCUGCCCGUGGCGCAAGCGGCCCCGAGUACGCAUCCUUACACAUGCAACUCUUGCCAGGUCGCCUACCGCAAUAUCGAUCUCCAAAAGACUCACAUGAAGAGCGACUGGCACCGAUACAACCUGAAGCGACGAGUUGCCUCUCUGCCUCCCAUCACCGCUGAAGUCUUCACCGAAAAAGUCCUUCAGGCUCGUGCUGAGACCUCUGCCGAAGCUGACAAGGCCCUGUUUGAACGUGCCUGCGAGCCAUGCGGCAAGACGUACUACAGCGAAAACGCCUACCGAAAUCACCUGCUGAGCCAGAAGCACAAGCAAAACGAGGCCAACCCAACCAAGAAGCACGAUGACGAAACAACCUCUGUCAUUAGCUCGACAUUUUCUCUCGGAGAGCCUGCUCCUGAUGCUGACGAGGAUGUGGACUCUGACGCAGAGCAUGAGUUCAACAAGGUGAUUGCAGGUCUGCAAAAAGCAAAGGUUUCUGAGCAACGACCAUCGCCUGUAAAGAGACCCCUUAACCCCCACACUGCUCCUGAGAGCGAAACCAUCACCGGCACCGACUCUUCUUCUACUCCCGUACAGUCAACUGAUCGAGUAUGGACUCUGAACACAUGCGUAAUCUGCAACCACGAGUCUUCAUCGCCUGAAUUAAAUGCUACUCACAUGGAACGCUCACACGGAAUGUUUAUUCCCGAACGGCCAUAUCUGGUGGACUUGGAGGGCCUCAUCGAGUACUUGCAGAAGAGGGUUGGCGAGGACCACGAGUGUCUCAGCUGCGGCAAGUUCAAGAGCAACAUCUUUGCUGUGCAGACACACAUGAGAGACAAGGGCCACUGCAAGAUUCCCUACUCUACGGAAUACGAUCAACUCGCUAUUGGUGACUACUACGACUUCAGGAGCACCUAUUCAGAUGGAGAGGAUGAUGAUGAGUCAGAAACAACUGAAGAUGGUAAUGGUGGAGCCAAGCUUGGCGCCCGCCGGGAGGCCAAGGCCACCGGUCCUGACGGUGAAGAGCUGGAAGACGACGAUGACGCAGAUGGAUGGGAGACUGACAGCUCAGGCUCCGAUCUGGACGAGGAUGAAUCCGCAGACGGCCCCACUCACAAGCGGUCAACCAAAGCGCAUAAGCAUACUUCCCCAGCCUACUAUGACGAGUACGAGCUUCAUCUGCCGUCAGGUAAAGCCGUGGGCCACCGUUCACUGAACAAGUACUACCGCCAGAACCUAUACAACCACCCAUCAGAGGCGGAGCGAGCAGAGCAGCUGCUCAUUGAGGCGGCGCGGAACGAGGACGGAGUCGAGCCCAACAGCGAGAACCAGGUCGCCGUCAUCAAGAACCGAAGACGUGAGAUGGCGCCUCGCGGUGCUAUUGGCAUGGCUGGCGUUUCGGAUGAGAAGAAGCGCGUGGCCCGCAAGGAUGAGCAGCGCAACCGAGACCUGAACAUGUACCGGGCGAGGAAGACGGAGUACGCAUAUGGCAAGAAGUUGAACAACCAGAAGCACUUUUACUACCGCGACAUGAACGGUGGUUAG